This is a messenger RNA of Paraglomus occultum, 1083 nucleotides long. NCBI's taxonomy places the organism in Eukaryota, Fungi, Glomeromycota, Glomeromycetes, Paraglomerales, Paraglomeraceae. The record is from the annotation of a GenBank genome assembly.
AUGUUGUCAAGCUUGGGAACUGAAGAAUCUGCAACAGGUCAUGAGCUGGAGUUAAUUGCCUCUUUAAAGAAUGAAAUCGCCUCUUUGAAGGCACAGUUUCAUGAGUUUCAUGUCAUUGUUCACUCCAAAUUGAAGAAAGGAUUUAAGUGGACUGUAAAUGUUGAUCAUGCGACCCUUGAAGGUUUAAAAGAAACUAUAUAUGACAUUGAACAGACACCAACACUUGCAAGCAAUAAUAGUGCAACGCUUGAGUUCGGGAACGGCAGUAUAAAACACAAACCCAGAAAUGAUCAACAUUUUCGUGACAUGCUUCGGGGAUUUAUUUCACAAAAUGAACUUAAAUUCAUCGUAUACAUAAAAACUCCUUCAAAACCGUUUUCGGACUAUGAUCUCCAAGACGUGUGUGAGCUUUAUGAAAUUGGUUCUGAAGAUGAAGCCGCAUCAUUAACGAGAUUUCCGUCUUUUGCUUGUGGAAGCAAGGAUUUGGAAGAUGAAUCUUCACAGGAUAUGCUAAUGUCCGUUUUAAAGUUUUUGUGUGGGGUUGUUCCUUUGGAUUUUAAUGAGUCAUCAAGAUCAACCUAUGUGCUUCCAUUUCUUGUUGCUGGCGCAUCAUUAUACAAAGAAAAGUUUAAUAUUAAUGUCAUACCAGGAUUAUAUAUCAAGGGAGAUUAUGGACAUGGACCAGUUGAUUAUGCGAUUAAAUUACAAAAUUCAAGAAUUGUUGGUGUGACAAAAGUAAAGCACAAGGAUUUUGAAAAAGGCGUUGCACAGAAUGCUAUUCAGAUUGAAUCAGCUUUGUCAAAUUGUCGCAAGCGUAAAGCUGAUGUGAUGGAGGAAGAAGAUAAAACAUUUGGAAUCAUUACCGAUGCGAAAGAAUGGCGUUUUAUACAAUGCUCUUAUGAUGGUAACGGAAAACCAAAUUUCAAAUUAUCAAGAUCGAUCUUGGUUGAUUAUGAAAGCGAAGAUAUAGAGUUAAAAGUCAAAACGGUUCUUGGACAUAUUGCCUGGUUUUUAGAAGAAACACAGAAGCCAGCAGAAGAUUUACGGCAACAAAGGGCUAAAAGGCAGAGGAGAAGAAAAUAA